AUGGGCCGGGAGGAGGAAGUGUUCGAUGAGGAGGGAGAUGAGAUGAACCUCCUACACAGAGAAUGGCAGAGCUCCAUGGAGAAGAGACUGAAGGAAGGGUAUCUGGAUGGGAUUGAUGCUGGAAAGGAAAAUUCACUGCAGACAGGAUUCAACCUGGGAUACAAGUUGGGAGUAAACACGCUAAUGCCAUGUGGAGAACUUCGAGGGAUUAUUAGUGCUCUGGUCACAUGGUGUCAAGUUCACAGUUUGGAUCCCGCGGUGAAUACACGACUUGGUGAGCUCCUAUCUGCCGUCUGCCAAUCUGAGGACCAGAUUGUCCAGAGCCUGUCUUCUGUUCACCAGGUUGUUCAUCCCUCGGAGUUAUCAAGCUGCAUGGAUGACAUGGGACUCAGCAACCAUACACAUGAGCCCAGCAAUGACACGUGUGCUGCAGGCCGGGGCUGUGGCGGCAAGCAGGAGUGUCUUCCUUCUUCCUUUCAAAACUGUAGGACUAUCCAGGAGCUGAAUGAUGUCAUGAAAACAUGAACUUGGUGGUAUCUUAAAAGACGUUCGCUCUAUAGUUCAACAGAUGAACACGACUUCCGAUCUGCUUUGUUAUUUGCAAACUCUUCAAAUUAAGUAUUCAUUGAUUUGA
Staurois parvus is the source of this 634-nucleotide messenger RNA. Lineage: Eukaryota; Metazoa; Chordata; Amphibia; Anura; Ranidae. The record is from the annotation of a GenBank genome assembly.